AUGGGCCGGGGGGGCUACAGGCCGGGCCGGCCGGUGCUGGGGGGGGUUAAUGGGCCGGGGGGGGCCCGGAACGCGAGCGCGGGGCCCGGGGCCGGGGAGCGGCUGCGCCGCCGGACCGGCCGCUCCAGGGUAACCCCGGCCAUGAGGCUGCUCCGCGGCGGGCUCCGCUUCCUGCUCCGGCCCGGCGGCGGCCCCGGGCCCGCGGGCCCCGCCGCCUACACGCAGGGCCAGAGCCCCGCGCCCCGCGCCCGGGACUAUUUCUACUACAUCGACCACCAGGGCCAGCUUUUCCUGGAUGAUGCCAAAGUGAAGAACUUCAUCACCUGUUUUAAAGGUAACGCCUUCCCUUCCCCGCACACUGGGCCCCUGCAUCACAUGCCCCGAUUCUGCUCUCCCUUGUCACCUCUCCAAUGA
This is a messenger RNA of Dermochelys coriacea (leatherback sea turtle), 414 nucleotides long. RefSeq names its product chromosome 2 C8orf82 homolog (gene C2H8orf82). Lineage: Eukaryota; Metazoa; Chordata; Testudines; Dermochelyidae. The record is from RefSeq and is a predicted model, not a curated record. The transcript is spliced from 2 exons. The coding region runs from base 1 to 414 and encodes 137 amino acids.